CUGGAGAAUACGUUCUGUUUGGCACAAGACUGUUCUGAUGUUAUGUAAUUGCUGAUAAGCAGUUUGAAACGAAAUCAGAAAAAAAUCAUCGUCACAUAUUUAUUAUCUUUACCAAGAUUUCAGCAGUUCUACAAAAGGUGGGCUAAAUUCAGCAGCUGCUCACAAGUUCCAGCAGUGCAGUUGCUGGUGGGGUAGAUGUUCCAGCGUUGCUUGGAGUAGCACAUUUGUCACAAAAAAGAUGGCGCCAAAGCUGGAAGAUGUGACAUUCUUCAAUGGGCAUAAAAUGCCUAUUGUUGGCCUAGGAACAUGGCAGUCUUCCAAGGGUGAAGUUGGGCAAGCUGUUGACGUCGCCUUGGAAACCGGCUACAGGCACAUCGAUACAGCUUACGUAUAUGGAAAUGAAGCAGAAAUAGGACAAGCUUUAAAGAAAUGGUUUGACUCGGGGAAACUGAAACGUGAAGACCUUUUUAUUGUAACUAAGCUUCCACCUGUCGGAAAUCGUGCGGAGUCUGUAGAAAAGUAUCUAAAGAAAUCACUGGAGAAUCUGCAGUUGAGUUACGUCGACUUGUACCUGAUACACCACCCGGUGGGCUUCCAGGAUGUGGGUGGCGAUACUUUCCCUAGAGACAAGGAUGGGAAAGUUCUGUUGGAUAUGAAAACUGACCUCAUCAGCCUAUGGAAGGCAAUGGAGGCUCAAGUAGACGCUGGUCGAACCCGUUCGAUCGGGCUGUCAAAUUUCAGCUCUAGUCAGAUAAAGCGCAUCUGGCAGGCCGCCCGCAUCAAGCCUGCCAACCUUCAGGUGGAGCUGCACGUCUACUUCCAGCAGCGGGAGCUGGCAGCCUUUUGCAAAGCACUCGACGUGACAGUCUGUGCGUACGCUCCCUUGGGCUCUCCGCAGAUGGCCAACUUAGUCCGUGCGAGAGGAGGUGAUGUUAGCAAGAUAGUAAGCUUGAGUCCCAUGAGUGAUCCGGUAGUGUCACGUAUUGCAGAGAAGUACAAGAAGACGACUGCCCAAGUGUUGCUACGACACAUCAUGCAGCGAGGAAUUGUGGUCAUCCCGAAAAGUGUCAACCCUGACCGCAUCAAGCAGAACUUUGAUGUUUUUGACUUUGAACUGACGCAAGAAGAGAUGGAUGAACUAGAUGCUCUUGACAAAGGGCCAAAGGGCCGAAUGUUUAAUGAUGUUAUCGCACCAGAACGAGCCAAGCAUCCAGAGUAUCCUUACCAUGAAAGAUACUGAUCCUUCAGUACUCGCUAAAGGUACUGUCAGAAGGCUUUAACAGGGAAAUCUGGAGAAAUGCCUGGUAGCAUGUGUGUGGGUCUCCAUUUUUUGUGAUUGUUGUCUUCCCUGCAAAAAUUUGUAACAGUGAUAUAAAUAUGUAUAUAUUCUUUCAGAAAAAAUUACAAAUAUAUGUUUCUA
Schistocerca americana (American grasshopper) is the source of this 1420-nucleotide messenger RNA. RefSeq names its product 1,5-anhydro-D-fructose reductase-like. The record is from RefSeq and is a predicted model, not a curated record. NCBI's taxonomy places the organism in Eukaryota, Metazoa, Arthropoda, Insecta, Orthoptera, Acrididae. Gene Ontology annotation, molecular function: aldose reductase (NADPH) activity. Gene Ontology annotation, cellular component: cytosol. The transcript has 8 exons. The coding region runs from base 239 to 1240 and encodes 333 amino acids.